Molecule: messenger RNA, 561 nt
Organism: Periconia digitata
Lineage: Eukaryota; Fungi; Ascomycota; Dothideomycetes; Pleosporales; Periconiaceae
Source: the annotation of a GenBank genome assembly
AUGAUUCCAACGACACUCUCACAUACACAUCCCCAACCGUUCUCUUUUUCUCUCCCCACCCCACACCGGCGCGGCUAUUGCCUGCUUGCUGUUCUUCUGUUUGGGUUUUGUUCGAUGCAUAUGCAGGUGCAUGUGGUGCAUGUAUCGAAAUGCGUGACGCUGCAUACGGUUGAGACCCUUCUUCUCUUUAUUUUUCUCGGUCGAACGGGAUAUACCUCCUGCGAGAUCUCUCCAUCAGGCCAAUGCCGGAUCCAAAGGGUGUGUGAGUGUAUGUGUGUCCAUGAUACCGCAGUGGGACGACUCUACACGCACGACCAUACAACCUCCAUCCAUAUCGUCGACGACAACGAUGAACAACAUACCCACACGCACAACGAAUCGCGAGACGUAUAUACAUAUGUUUGCGCUUUCAAUUGCAUGCUCGUUCACUUGUUUUCUGGUUGUUUUGGCUGCUUGGUCAACGCAUACCCAAUCCAAAACGCUCGGAACUCCAAUAUGCCUCCACAGCUCGAUCGUCCCCCCAAAAAACAUAUACAGGCACGCAACAAGCGAAAGACCUAG